Gaeumannomyces tritici R3-111a-1 is the source of this 1396-nucleotide messenger RNA. RefSeq lists its product as hypothetical. Bases 61 to 1251 code for a protein of 396 amino acids. Lineage: Eukaryota; Fungi; Ascomycota; Sordariomycetes; Magnaporthales; Magnaporthaceae. Gene Ontology annotation, cellular component: RNA N6-methyladenosine methyltransferase complex; nucleus. The transcript has a single exon. Gene Ontology annotation, molecular function: methyltransferase activity; nucleic acid binding. The record is from RefSeq and is a predicted model, not a curated record.
AAAAAAAAAAAACGCGGACUUGUCGGACAUUGACCAAUAUUACCAACACUGUAGUGGCACAUGAGCUCGUCCGUGCUGUUCCGGAGCGAAGACGGGACCGUCGUCCUGCUCGACCUGCCUCGGUCCAUCGAAGAGAGCCAGGGUGAGGAUCCCGGUCGAGCGCAACCAGCAGUAUCAAAAUCACAAACAGCACACCACACCCGCUGUCUCAUCUCCACAGAGCCGCCGCACACGCCCUUCUCGCUGCCGGAGCCCAAGCGCCCGCGCCAUGACGCGCUACCCAGCGCCGCGGCCCAAGUCGCGCAGCUGAUGGCUCGGUGCGCCGUCGAGCGAGCCCUGGGCCAGGUGCGGGCUGGUCACGCGGGGCCUUGGCUGCUGCCCCGUGCCUUGCAGCAGCCGUCUGGUCGGGGCGCGGGCCCUGACGGUGCGGCUGAGGGCGGCUGCAACCCUGGAUCGAGUCGGAAGCGGAAGGCGGCCGCUUUGUCGACGGCUACGGUAAGCGGUCCAAAGGAGGCAGAGGCAGAGGCAGAGGCGGGAGAGGAGCACUUCUUCCCGCCGGCAUCACACUACGUCCUCGGCAGUAUCGAGGCGACCCGGCAGGCCUUUGUAGAGAGCGCGCCGCCCGCGUUCGACCUGAUCGUCCUGGACCCGCCGUGGCCAAACAGGUCCGCGGCCAGGAAGAAGGGGAGGGGCAGGUACAACCUCGCGGCGGGCACGGCCGAGGUCCGGCGGCUGUUGUCGCUCGUCCCGGUGGCGGCCCACCUCGCGCCCGACGGCCUGGUGGCGGUCUGGGUGACCAACAAGCCGGCCUUCGCCGAGGUGCUGGCCUCCCUGCUGGACGAGUGGGGGCUCGAGCUCGUCGGCGAGUGGGCGUGGCUCAAGGUGACGUCGCGGGGCGAGCCCGUCUUCCCCGUCGAGUCCGAGUUCCGGAAGCCGUGGGAGCCGCUGCUGGUGGCGCGGAGGAGGGGGUCGUCGCGGACGCUGCCCGCGGGGUGGGACAGGAGGGUCCUGAUCGCGGUGCCGGACGUGCACUCGCGCAAGCCCAACCUGCGCCAUCUCUUCCAGGGGGUCCUCCAGCCGGGCUUCCGCGGACUCGAGGUCUUUGCCAGGAGCCUGGUCGCCGGCUGGUGGAGCUGGGGCGACGACGUCUUGCGUUUCCAACACCGCAGCCACUGGGCGCUUGAAAAAACAAACGCGGGGCCUGCCAUGGGAGAGGAGCGUGGAUCCAUAGCAAGAGAUCUACAAUCAUGAACAGAGGCUAUGAUGCCAGGCCGGAUCCAUCGUACAAAAUAUGUAAUAUACACAAGGUCACGAGUAAAGAACAUGUCAUUGGCCGGGUGGCAGCUCGAUAUCCUUCUCGACCUCGAUCCACUUGUCGUCCAGCGGCGAGUCGUUG